CCAUUUUUCUUCUUCCAUGGCAAUUGGUUUCAUUUUUCCGUCGUUGGCUAUUACAUAGUUGGAGACAGACGGCAUGGUUGUGAGGCAGUGGUUGGUAGUGUCCUUAUUGGUUGGUAUGAUUGCAGUUCGUCCUAGUCGAUCUGCUUUUCUUUCCAAAUUAUCCACCCCAAGAAGAAGCAGACCUCUGUUUUCCCACCACAAUAAUGAUCAUGAUCAAGAACGACAAGGAAAACAAGCCGAGCUGGAUGCAGCAUCCACUCUCUCAUUGGCUCCCAUGAUGGAAUAUACGGAUCGUCAUUUUCGUCAUUUGGUGCGUUUGAUAUCGAAUCGCACGUUGCUGUAUACCGAAAUGGUGGGCGCCAGUGCGAUUUAUCACGAACAAAUGGAUGCCAAGCAGGCAUAUCAGGACGCGCACCCCACUAGUACUGCCGACGAAGAUGUCAAUGCCCAUUACAAGGACCGAUAUUUGCAACGAUUUCUACGUCAAAGCAAUCGAGAAGGACCGUGUGUAUUACAAUUGGGAGGCUCGGAUCCCACGGCCAUGUACCACGCUACCGAGACGGUCAUGGAAUUGACCCAACGAGGAGGGAUCUGCGAUUAUACGGCCAUCAAUCUGAAUUGCGGUUGUCCCAGUCCCAAAGUGGCUGGCAAAGGAUGUUUUGGAGCGGCACUCAUGGACGACCCAAAGUUGGUGGCAGAUCUGGUCACGGCCAUUCACGAGGGAUGUCAAGGACGGUUGCCCGUCACGGUCAAGUGUCGGAUUGGCACCGAUUCCCAACAACCAUUUUCCAAACAACUACAACGCCAAGACGAUGAACAAGAAUAUCGGACAUUGGCACACUUUAUCGAAACCGUGGCAGAUUCCGGGAUUGUGACAUCGUUCGAUGUGCAUGCCCGCAUUGCCGUAUUGCAAAAGUCCUUUUCACCCGCCGACAAUCGCAAAAUACCACCUCUCAAAUACAGUGUAGUCCAACGACUCGUCAACGACUAUUCUCCACACAACAAGUUGAAAUUCACAUUGAAUGGAGGCAUUGAAACCAUUCCACAAGCGCAAUCGUUACUGCAACAAAUGCCAGGAUUGCAGGGGAUCAUGAUUGGACGGGCAUGGGCAGCCGAUCCCUGGCGAUUUUCCAUGGCGGAUACACUCUUGUACCACAACAACAAUGAUCAAGACCAACAAUCAACAUCCAAUAAUAUGAAUCGACUGCAAAUCUUGGAGGCAUUUGGUCGUCAUGCCGAUCAAGAAGAACAAGAAUGGGAUCCCAUCAAGAUUCGACGAUUCCUCGUCAAGGCGGUCAUGCCACUCUUUGCGGGAGAACCCAAUUCCAAACAAUAUCGCAUUCGAUUGGAUGAAUUGGCACGGAUCCCCAAACAAUUGCAUGCUCAAGGCAUACAUUCCAUGGCGGGACAACCGCCUCUGUCCGAAUUGAUGGUCAAUACAGCACUGGACUGUUUGAGUGAAGAAACAUUGUUGCGGACGCCGCAAGAAAGUUAUCAACGAUUUUUGGAACAAGAGGCAUCCUCUCAACUUCCGGGGCGACCACAUGAUCCGACUGUGGCAGCAUGGCAGGCCGAUCGGAAAUCGGCUGAGGCUGUGUAA
Molecule: messenger RNA, 1600 nt
Organism: Seminavis robusta
Lineage: Eukaryota; Bacillariophyta; Bacillariophyceae; Naviculales; Naviculaceae
Source: the annotation of a GenBank genome assembly